Pimephales promelas (fathead minnow) is the source of this 4208-nucleotide messenger RNA. It is a transcript of the gene tie1, whose product is annotated as tyrosine kinase with immunoglobulin-like and EGF-like domains 1. Gene Ontology annotation, cellular component: signaling receptor complex; plasma membrane. Gene Ontology annotation, molecular function: transmembrane receptor protein tyrosine kinase activity; protein binding; ATP binding. Gene Ontology annotation, biological process: positive regulation of angiogenesis; protein phosphorylation; cell surface receptor protein tyrosine kinase signaling pathway. Lineage: Eukaryota; Metazoa; Chordata; Actinopteri; Cypriniformes; Leuciscidae. The record is from RefSeq and is a predicted model, not a curated record.
GAGGAGAAGGCAGAAGAGUGAAGUUUUCAGUAUGUGAACAGCACAGAUUUCCACGCGUAGAGUAAAUCAUUGCACACGUACAUUCACAGUGAUCGAUUCGUAGAAAUGCGCAAUAACGCAUGGAUAACCCUGUCGAGCUGGAAGAUCCCAUUGGAAUGACAGAUCCUGUAUUUUUGAUAAUUUUUUAACGGAUUAUCUGAGAGAGAACACAAGACACUAGUCAUGCUGCAUUUAAUCUGCCUCCUGUGCCUCGUCGACAUCUCUGAUUCAGUUAUGGAUCUCACCAUGACAUCUAACGGGGCCACACCUGCUCACAAUUUUCGGCUAUCCUGCGUCUCUGGAGAGCGUGACACAGACGGCAUUCAACUGAGCAUCAAAAAGGACAACAGCAUUGUCCUUCGUGCAGAUACUCCUAAAUUUAUUGUGCAGAGGCCACAUACUAAAGAAGUGGUGGCUACUGGAUUUACAGGCUUUGACCACAGUGGGAUUUUCAGCUGUCAAUCAAAAAGGGGCUCUGACCAACCUGCCAAUGUUACACUUAUCAACAACUACAGCAAAGGUCACUUUAGACCUGCGAGGGUCACUCUGACAGCCAGUAAAGGAGACACAGUGCUUUUAAUCAUGGAUGUCAUUCAAGCAGAAAGACGAGACAUUGCUUGGAGAUUCAAUGGUAACUACUAUUACAUGACUCCUGUUGCUGAUGUUCAGAACCGCACAGCAGUUCUGGAUCUGGAGAAAGUUGAUGAAAGCAACGCAGGGAUUUACAGUGCCGGCUAUGUUGGGGACAGUGCUCUUUAUAGUGCUUGGAUGCGCCUCAUCGUUCGUGAAUGCCCAAAGAACAAAUGGGGCUCCGACUGUGACAAGGACUGUCCCGAGUGCUUGAAUGGAGGCGUGUGCCAUGACAAAGAUGGAGAUUGUGUUUGCCCUCCAGGGUUUAUGGGAAUGCGCUGUGAGACAGCCUGUCGAGAAGGAAUGUUUGGUCGGAACUGCCAGGAAUCCUGUAUAUCCCCAGUCGGGCAUGGGAAUGGAUGCCAGGGAUUGAGUUUCUGUCUCACUGAUCCUUACGGCUGUUCUUGUGCCAGCGGCUGGCACGGAGACCGCUGUCGUAAACCCUGUCUUGAAGGAAUGUAUGGCGCUGACUGUCUUUUAAGUUGCAACUGCCAGAACAAAGGCAAAUGCAAUCGAUUCAUUGGCUGCCAAUGUCCCAUAGGCUGGAGAGGGCAAUAUUGUGAGAAAUCAGAUAGUGUUCCAGAGAUUUUGGAUAUGGCCAGUUACCUGGAGGGAAAUUUGAACUCCAGCCACAAGAUCACAUGCUCUGCAACAGGCCAUCCGCUGCCUAGCCAUAUGAGUAUCGAGCUACGCAAGCUGGAAAGCACCGUUCUUAAGGCGUCCCACACUAACAUGGACUCCAUAAAAAGUACAGCUCACUUUGAGAUCCCACGGCUGUCUAUAGAGCAUAAUGGUUUGUGGGAAUGUCGAGUCUCCACCAAUGGUGGGCAGGAUUCUUUUAAGUUUUCCUUAACUGUUAAAGAGCCACCCUACCCAACCACAGCUCCUAAACUGCUGUCGAGAAGUAGCAAACAACUGGUUGUAAAGCCAGUGGACACUUACAUGGGUGACGGUCCCAUUAUUUCCACUAAACUGCUUUACAAACCAGUGGAUGCAGAAGACUCCUGGUCCUCCAUCAUAGUGUAUGGCAACGAUCAAAUCACAUUACCGAACCUGAAGCCCUCAACCAGAUACCAUGUCCGUGUACAACUCACUCGUCCAGGAAACGGAGGAGAGGGUCCUUUGGGUCCAGCGGCAAUCAUGGAGACUGACUGUCCAGAGCCCACGGCCAGGCCGGAGAUUGAUUCCAACUCAUUGGAGGGCCGUAAUGCCACCAUCAGGUGGUCCCUGAUUGGCAGGCACCCCAAGGCCACUGGCUUUUUAGUGGAGCUCUACGGACCACACGGAGAGAAGCUGUGGGAGGAAACCACCUUGUUUAAUGUUCUUUCCAUCAAGCUCUACAACCUGGAGUACCACAGGGACUACCAAGUGGUCGUCCGGCUGGUAAACUGCGGCAGCCAUGGGCCCCCUUCAAAGCCACACCAUAUUCACAUCUAUAAGCAGGGUCCUUCUUCCCCUCGGAACGUUCAUGCAGAUGCCCUGUCCAUCAAUGCAGUUAGGGUUCGCUGGCAGCCUCCCGAGGACCCCAAUGGAGGCAUUGUGAAAUACAGCAUUGAGUACCAGCCAGUGGGCCAGGGCAGCUUGCACCCUUGGGUGGACACAGACGAUGGGAACAAAACCACGAAAGUUGUGACCUCCCUCAAUGGGAGCACGUUGUACCAGUUUAGGGUGAGGGCUUUCUCCAAGGCGCCAGGGGAGUGGAGCAAGUUCGUACAGGCCAGGACACGUGAAGACGUUGGAUUCUCCAACUUUAUUCCCACCACUCAACAUGUUGGGCGGCCAAUGACUGAGGAUCAUCAGCUUCUUUGGGCUGUGGUUGGGUCAGUGGGUGUAACCUGUGCGACCAUUCUCCUGGCCCUCCUGGCUCUCUUCUGCAUUCGGAAAUCUGUCCUUAAACGGAGACGGACAUUCACCUAUCAGUCUGGAUCGGGAGAAGAGACUAUCCUACAGUUCAACUCAGGGACUCUCACACUGACCCGACGACCAAAGCCUUCCCCAGAGCCCCUCACCUAUCCCAUAUUGGAGUGGGAGGACAUUAAGUUUGAGGAUGUCAUUGGAGAAGGGAACUUUGGUCAGGUCAUCAAGGCGAUGGUAAAAAAAAACGGUGUAAAAAUGAGUGCUGCGAUUAAAAUGCUCAAGGAGUUCGCCUCAGAGAAUGACCAUCGAGACUUUGCCGGUGAACUAGAAGUGCUGUGUAAAUUGGGACAGCAUCAAAACAUAAUCAAUCUCAUUGGUGCCUGUGAGAACAGAGGUUACCUUUACAUUGCCAUUGAAUAUGCAGCUUAUGGGAAUCUUUUGGACUUCCUAAGGAAGAGUCGUGUCCUAGAGACCGAUCCGGCCUUUGCAAAGGAGCAUGGAACUGCCUCAACACUCACCUCCCAGCAGCUGUUGCAGUUUGCUGCUGAUGUAGCAACUGGCAUGCAUUACCUUAGUGACAAACAGUUCAUCCACAGAGAUUUGGCCGCCAGAAAUGUACUUGUGGGAGAAAGCCUAGUAGCAAAAAUCGCAGAUUUUGGCCUCUCGCGUGGUGAGGAGGUGUAUGUCAAAAAGACCAUGGGAAGACUGCCUGUGCGAUGGAUGGCCAUCGAGUCACUAAACUACAGUGUCUACACUACAAAGAGUGAUGUGUGGUCUUUUGGAGUUCUUCUGUGGGAAAUUGUAAGUUUAGGUGGGACUCCAUACUGUGGGAUGACCUGUGCUGAGCUCUAUGAGAAGCUUCCUCAGGGCUACAGAAUGGAGCAGCCCAGGAACUGUGAUGAUGAAGUGUAUGAACUUAUGAGGCAGUGCUGGCGAGAUAGACCCUAUGAGCGACCACCAUUUUCACAAAUAUCUGUCCAGCUCAAUCGGAUGCAAGAGGCUAGGAAGGCCUAUGUCAACAUGGCUCUCUUUGAGAACUUCACUUAUGCUGGAAUAGAUGCUACAGCCGAAGAGGCCUGACUACCAGCCCCCCCAGACCCAAGAAGGGUGCACAGCCCAAGGGAGGCACAUCACAGUAGGGCUUUGCGUUACUGUCACUCCCCUGUGGCCAGGUUCCAUCGUUCAAAGAGACACUCCACCAAGACCACAUGACUAUAGAGAACAGACUGUGAAAGGACACUCUAAGGAGCUGUGACUCUAGGAUUCAUCUCUCAGGACAUGUUGGCCUUGGAUUGCUCAAGAGGAAGUGGAACCGAUAUAUAGCUACAGAUGUAGCACGCUGGGUCUGUGGGGAUCUGGACCAUGAAUUGAACUCUUUUUCCAUCAUUUUAUUGGGAGGUUGUUGGAAUGGACAUACAUCAAAUGGACAAAAGCACCAGUAUUAUUCAAUGUAGCACUUGAGAAAGCGAUGUAACUCAUUUGUUGACCUUGAGUGAGUUCUGUACAUAAUGUUUAUGUUGUUUAUCAGACCAUAGAAAGCCACUAAAGAUUUAAGCUCUUUUUAUGAUGUUUUUUUACGUAUGACGUAUGUAUAACAUUCUAUAGCCAUCCUAUAACCAUUUAAAGAAUGUUAGAGAAUGUUUAAUUUGAUAAAUAAAGCAUCAUUGUGGUGACAGGACUCA